CCACCCAACCCCCCGCGUCACCCUCUCUUCAUCAUCUUGGAUGCUGUCUAUAAAUUGGGAACGCGCAUAUCCAGAGCAGAAAUUGCGACUAUUUUGGAUUUAUAAAAAGUUUUGAAAAUGAACCAUUUGGCCCGAGGGCCGAGGCCCUGUGUCUCCCUGCGUUGUUGCCUGGUUAACAAGUCGACAAUUGGUCAGAAUAAGAGGCAGCGUUACAUCAGUUCAUUGCCACCCACCAGUAGCAGCACCAGUGUCAUCAUCCGCAUCAGCGCCAGCAUCUGUCCAAGCCUUCUUAACAACUCCUUCGCCGGCUGCACGUUCCUAGGCACUACUGGUAGUACUUUGGGCCGCCCGCGCAGUGCGGCCGCCCGAUCGUUUGCGUCUGCAUGGAGUCAAUGAGACGUAACGAGGCGAACACUAGCCACCACCCGAAUAAGGUGGCCCUGAAUAGCAGCAACGUAGCAACGGAAAGCAAUAUUAAGAAUAAUAAAUUGUUAGCUAAUUUAAGUGCGGCAGGAGCAGCUACAGCUACAACGGCAACAACAGGAACAUCAGCAGCAGCAACAACAACGACGGCGAACCAAGCGCUGAAUUUCAAUAACAAAACGAAGGCAACAACAUCAACAACAACUGCGGCGAAUAAUCAGAGGAGCAACCACAAUAACAACAACAACUCCAGUGCGAUCAAGAAGCAUACAAACACAAAACUAGCUGGCAAGGGCGCUGCUUGCAACAACUCGUCUUCGUCACUAUCCUCGUCGAGCAGCUCCAACUCGAGCGAGUCUAAGGACACGAAUUUUGAGUACGAGGACGAGUGGAACAUUGGCGGCAUACCAGAGCUGCUGGACGACUUGGACGCGGAUAUCGAGAAGUCGGCGCAUUCUUCGGGUGGUGGCAACCAAGCUACCGCGCUAAAUGCCAAGCAGGCAAACAGCUCCUCCACAUCCUCUUCAUCAUCCUCCAAAAGCGUCGCUUCAUCCUCAGCAGCAGCAUCGGCGGGAUCAUCAUCGUCGCAUAAAUCGCACAAGACUACAUUGCACAGCAAUUUGUCGGCCACCUCGCCAACCACAAUUAAGUUCACACGUCAGCCGGUGGCCAGUGGCGGAGCUAAUUCCUCCUCCUCAUCAUCAUCAGCGACGCCCAGUGGUGGCAGUACAAACGUGGUGGCCAAGGGAUCAUCCUCUUCCUCGUCCUCCACAUCCUCCUCUUCAUCGGGGAAGCAUCAUCACCAUCACCACCAUCACUCUAACUCAAGCGGCAGCAGUUCCAAGGGCUACAAGUCCGCUUUGGUGGCUCAACUGAACAGUCCGAGUCCACUGAACAAUAGCUCCAAGUCCCUGAGUGGAUCGGGGAGUGGAAACGGGAACACAAACGGAACAGCGGGAGCUGGAGCCGGCAGUACAUUGUCAUCGUCGACAUUUGCUGGGUUCUCCAAAGGUGGCAGUUUAGUGUCCUCGUCGGCUGGAGCAGCAUCAGCAGCUUCAACGGCGGGCAGUGGACAACAAGGCUCCAAAUUUUCCGCUGGCGGCAUGUCCUCGCAAACGGGCAGCGGCAGCGGCGGCAACAACUCUAGCAACAGUAACAACAGUAGCAGCGGAAGCGGAGGCAGCGGCUCAGGCAGCAGCACAGGGAACAGCGGAAGCGGUAGCGGGAGCAACAACAACACAAGUGCCGGUGGGCCGCCGAGUUCGCAAGGCGGCAACAGCGGAAACGGUAGCAGCUCAAGCUCCUCAAGUGGUAAAUCGAGUGCAAAGAUGUCCAUAGAUCACCAGGCGACGCUCGACAAAGGACUCAAAAUGAAGAUCAAGCGCACCAAGCCGGGCACCAAAAGCUCGGAGGCCAAACACGAGAUUGUGAAGGCCACCGAUCAACAGCAGAACGGCGCCCUGGGCGCCGGAUCUAAUAACUCGGUCAACGAGGAUGGGAGUUCCGGCUCCGGUUCCAGUUCCACCAACGCGUCUUCCCUGGGAGGCAACAAUUCGUCGAGCAGCGCAAGCAGCGGCAGCUCCUCCAGCAGCGGCAGUUCAUCAGGCAGCAGCAAGAAACACCUAAAUAAUGCCAAUGCCGGAAGUGGCUCCUCCUCAUCUGGAGGAGGAAGUCAGAACAAUGCCGGUCAUGCCAGCGGAGGGGGAUCCUCCGGCAGCAGUCAAUCCACGCCGCAGGGAACUAAACGCGGCAGUUCUGGUCAUCGGCGAGAGAAGACCAAGGACAAGAACGCACAUUCCAAUCGCAUGUCCGUGGACAAGUCAGCGGCAGCUGCAUCUGCGGCUGGAGAAAAGGAUACCCCAGAGAAAGGUUCCGGAUCGGGAGCAGGCGGAUCACCUUGUUCAUGCAACGGAGAUGUUGGAGCUCCAUGCACUCACCAUGCCUGCAUUCGUCGUGCUGCACACAUGUCCAACUCUGGCGGAAACUCAAAUUCGAGUGGUGGCAAUGGCCAAACUGGUGGUUCAUCUUCCAUGUCGGCAGUGCCACCGGGGGUGUUCACACCAUCAGCAGGCUCACCUUCUGCUGGAUCACCAUCGACAGUGGUGCCUGCGGCUGCUUCACUUCUCGCGGCGACCGGAGUAGCCUCCUCCUCCGCCUCCCAACUCGCCAGCAGUAAUGCAGGCGGUGUUGGGGGAUCGGGUGGAGGUGCCAAUGCACCGGGACCGCCGGGUAAGGACUCAGCCGGCAGCAUUAAAAUCUCCUCGCACAUUGCCGCCCAACUGGCAGCGGCUGCCGCUUCAAACAGUUACAGCGGGAGUGGCACUAACUCGAAUCAGGGCCAGAAUAACACUUCUGGUGGCAACGGCGGAGCGGAGAGCAAAACAACAGCGGCGGCCCAGGCCAAGCUAAUGGCACCCGGCAUGAUCUCAGCCACCAUGCACCACACGAUCUCGGUACCAGCGGGCAGCACAGGAACAGGCGACGACGACACCAAAUCGCCACCCGCCAAGAGAGCCAAGCAUGAGGCUGGCGCUAGCGGAGCAGGCACUGGCAAGGAGAUGGUGGACAUUUGCAUUGGCACUUCGGUGGGCACUAUCACCGAGCCGGAUUGCCUGGGACCUUGCGAACCAGGUACCUCCGUAACCCUCGAGGGUAUCGUUUGGCACGAGACCGAGGGCGGCGUUCUUGUGGUAAACGUCACGUGGCGGGGCAAGACUUACGUCGGCACCCUGCUCGACUGUACCCGACACGAUUGGGCUCCUCCAAGAUUCUGUGAUUCACCAACUGAAGAAUUAGAUUCUCGAACUCCAAAGGGACGCGGCAAGCGCGGACGUAGUGCAGGUCUCACGCCCGACCUGAGCAACUUCACGGAGACCAGAAGUUCGAUUUACUUCUCACACGCCCAGGUGCAUUCAAAACUUCGCAAUGGUGCCACCAAGGGACGCGGUGCGACGCGCAGUGCAUCCGGUAAUGCAGCGGCGAACAGCAACAGUGGCUCGUCGGGUAAUGGAGGCGGCGCUACGCCCAGUACUUCCCCGACAGCGUUUUUGCCGCCGCGUCCGGAGAAACGCAAGUCCAAGGACGAAGCGCCUUCACCGCUCAAUGGCGAUUCGGCAGACGGAGCGUCUGGCGGCGGUAUCGGUGGAGUUAACAUGGUAAAUGCCAGCGGCAUACCCAUCUCGGCCAGCGGCGGUGGCCUGGCCACGCAGCCGCAAAGCCUGCUCAAUCCGGUCACCGGCCUCAAUGUGCAGAUCAGCACCAAGAAAUGUAAGACUGCUUCGCCCUGCGCGAUCUCCCCGGUGCUGCUCGAGUGUCCCGAGCAGGACUGCAGCAAGAAGUACAAGCAUGCCAAUGGACUGCGCUAUCAUCAGUCUCACGCUCACGGAGCGGGCGGUGGUGUAAGCUCUAUGGAUGAGGACUCGAUGCAAGCACCCGAGGAACCGGCCACGCCACCCUCGCCAGGAGUUGCCAGUGGAGCAGGACAAGGGGUAUCUCAGACAUCAACAGCAGCAACAGCGACAGCGCCAUCAGCCGGUCAAGGAACUGUGGCAGUGCCCUCGAACACACCCAUCGCCAAUUCCAACAAUACCGUAACCAAUGGCAGCGCUGCACCCACGACACUAGCUACUGGAUCGGUAUCUAUUGCCGCCCCCAUCAUUACCCCCUCUGUGGUAGAGGCGCCAUCUCCAGCGCCGAUUUCUGCACCUCCACCAGCCACGCCGCCAGCUCAAACUCCCAUCUGUGCUGUGGUAGCACCUGGAGCCGAGCAAUCUGCAUCAUCAGUAAUGCCGUUGGGCACUCUUCCAUUGACAGCAGGUCCAAAUGCCGCAACACAGCAGCAACAGCCUCCCACACAGCAGCAGCAACAGCAACAGUUGCUCGCCCCAGGUGGUAAUGCGGCAAGCAACCAGCAGCAGCAGCAACCGGUAGCCGGAGGCAGCAUCACUGCAGGAAUCUCUGGUCAAGCUUUGUCACAGCACCAGCAACAGCUAAUGGGUGGACUGCCGGCCAUGUUGUCAGAUCAACAGCAGCAGGCCUUGUUGCAGCAAGGAGCACUGAAAGCGGGGGUACUACGCUUUGGACCUCCGGACGGCAAUCCCCUGCAGCAGCAGCCAGGUCAACCACCAAUCAAUCCACAGACGCAACAAUCGCCUCCAAGGCCGCCGAGUCAUGUCCAAGAUCAACAGACACCAUCGGCCUAUGCCCAACAGGCAGGACUAAAGACCUCGCCUGGAUUUGGCGUGGGUGCCGCUGGCAGCAAACAAAAGAAGAACCGCAAGUCACCCGGACCCAGUGACUUUGAGGGUCGUGUUUCACGCGAGGAUGUACAAAGUCCGGCCUACAGUGAUAUCUCCGAUGACUCGACGCCAGUGGCCGAGCAGGAGCUGCUAGACAAGUCAGUCGGACAGGCAGUGGCGGCAAAGCACAUAGAGUUGAUGGGCAAAAAGCCAUCGGAUGUUGGCGUUGGUGUUCCACCAGCCCCGGCUCCCAACAUGUAUGUGCCGGGAAUGUAUCAAUUCUAUCCGGCUCAGCAGCAGGCACCACCUCCACCGCAACAGCAGCAACAACAGCCUCAAUAUAUGGUGCAGACGGAGCCAGGAAAACCACCAGGGCUGCCACCUGCUCUGACACAAUCUCAACAGCAGCAGAUGCAACCGGGUGCUCCUCCGCCUACCUCACAGCCUCCGAGUCAUUUGCUGGGUCCACCUGGGCAACAGUCGGUCGCCGCUCACCUGGCGGACUACAGUGGCAAGAACAAAGAUCCGCCGUUGGAUCUGAUGACCAAACCACAGCCGCAGCCAGGUCAGCAGCCUUCGCAACAGGGUCAACAGUCAGGACCCGAAAACAAUGGCAAGGAGGUCGUGGGACCGCCUACCUCGCAGCCGGGAUCUCAGCCGCCGCCGGUGAACCUCAGUGCAGUGGCUGGACCGCCGCCAGGUACCUUGCCACCUGGUCUAGGUGGACUCUCGGCGUUGGGAGCAGCCGGUCUAGGUGGCCCCGGACCGGGCAAGGGCAUGCCCCAUUUCUAUCCGUUCAAUUUUAUUCCACCUGCGUAUCCAUAUAACGUGGAUCCCAACUUUGGGUCUGUUUCUAUUGUGGCUUCAGAGGAGGCCGCUAAACUGGGCGGACAUCCAGGUGUGCCUCCUAGUUCGCAAGCCCAACAGCUGUCGGGUAUCAGUAUCAAAGAGGAGCGCCUUAAGGAGAGCCCUAGUCCGCACGACCAGCCCAAGCAUUUGCCACCACAACAGCAGAUGAUUGCCAACAAGCUGAUUAAGCAGGAGCCAAUGACCAAGCAGGAGAUCAAACAGGAACCCAACUCAAAUCCUGGUCAGCAACAUCCGCCACCGCAGCAACAGCCGGCUCCUCAACCCCAACAACAGCCGCCACCUCCACAGCCACAACAACCGCAUGCCCUGCAUCCCAAGGAUCUGCAGGCACUGGGUGCCUACCCCGCCAUCUACCAGCGCCACUCAAUGAGCCUGGCAGUGCAGCAGGCGCGCGACGAGGAGCUGAGACGGUACUACAUGUUCACGGGGCGUCAAAAUCAAGCAGCCGCCGCUGCUGCCGCGGCAGCCCAGAGCGCUGCUAGUGGUGGCCUCCCACCACAUCCUGGUAUGAUGCACAAGGAUGAACCCGGCAUGGGAUCGGCGCAACAACAGCAACAGCAGCAGCAACAGCAAAUGCAAAUUGCCCAGCAGCAACAGCAGGCGAUUCAACAACAUCAUCAGCACCUUCAACAGCAACACCAACAGCAGCAACAGCAGCAGCAACAACAUCAACAGCAGCAGCAACAACAACAGCAGCAGCAACAACAGCAACAGCAAAAACUGAAACAGUCGCAGGCGGCAAGUGCGGCGGCCAAUAACAAGGCCACCAACCUGACGAAGGACUCGCCCAAACAAAAGGGUGGCGAUGACGAUCAGCCACUGAAGGUGAAGCAGGAGGGUCAGAAGCCGACCAUGGAAACGCAGGGUCCCCCACCACCACCCACGUCUCAGUACUUCCUUCACCCUUCGUACAUUUCCCCAACGCCCUUCGGUUUUGAUCCCAAUCAUCCCAUGUACCGCAACGUGUUGAUGUCAGCUGCGGGACCGUACAAUACGGCUCCGUAUCACCUGCCGAUCCCGCGCUACCAUGCCCCCGAAGAUCUCUCGCGCAACACUGGUACCAAAGCCCUUGAUGCUUUGCACCACGCGGCUAGCCAGUACUAUACCACCCACAAGAUCCAUGAGCUCAGCGAACGGGCCCUCAAGUCGCCCACCAGCGGCAGCGGCCCCGUCAAGGUGAGCGUCAGCAGUCCCAGCAUUGGGCCGCCCCAACAGGGCGGACCCACGAGCAGUGGCCCCGGAUCCGGACCUGUUUCCGGUGUCCUCGGCCCAGGCAGCGGUCCCAACCAGCAGCCCGGCUCGGCACCUGGGUCUGCGGGCGGUGUGCCGCUGAACCUACAGCCACCACCCGGAGGAAUGGGCCCGGCGCCCGGCAGCAAGCCGGAUCUCUCCGGCCCGAAAGGACAUGGCGGUGUUCCGCCCGGUUCGUCUUUGGACGGCCACAAGCAGUCGAUGCCCGGAGGUCCGCCACCAAAUGGGCCACCAGGAAAUGGAGCCGUUGGCGGAGUGGGAGGCGCUGCGGGCAAUGGCGCAGCGGGAGGAGGCGGUGCAGGUGCCGCUGACUCGCGUAGUCCACCGCCACAGCGUCAUGUGCACACCCACCACCAUACGCACGUAGGCCUCGGCUAUCCCAUGUACCCGGCGCCCUAUGGAGCGGCUGCUGUAGCUGUGAUAAACCCGUUUCCGCCGGGUCCGUCGAAAUGAGAUCCACUGAACGGCAGCAACGAGAAGAAGGGGUAUAACGUGAAGAACAACUAGUGUUGAGCGGAACGAGAUGGUCCGUGCCCAGAGUGCAUUUGCUUAAUUUCCGAGAUAUCCCCCACGGGCAGCAGUGGGUGAUGGAUAAAGGCUUUGUUCCCCCAAUGGAUUCCAACCACUUCCCGUCUAAACCUAUCGUCGCUAUCUUGGCUGCCUCUUAGAGUGUCCCUACGAUGCUGAAUGCAUCGGCGGUGGAGGAACCGAGAGGAAUACAGAAUCCAGAAUCGACUAUUUAUAUUGAAUAAGUAUUUUUUGAUGUUUCGUUAAACGUGGUUAACUAUAACUAGCCUAAGGUAUCACUACUAUUACCACAUACAACCUAUACAUAUAUAAAUAUAUAUAGCAUAACUACG
This is a messenger RNA of Drosophila eugracilis, 7642 nucleotides long. RefSeq lists its product as uncharacterized. NCBI's taxonomy places the organism in Eukaryota, Metazoa, Arthropoda, Insecta, Diptera, Drosophilidae. Gene Ontology annotation, cellular component: nucleus. Bases 384 to 7235 code for a protein of 2283 amino acids. Gene Ontology annotation, biological process: regulation of transcription by RNA polymerase II. The record is from RefSeq and is a predicted model, not a curated record. The transcript is spliced from 11 exons.